Messenger RNA from Drosophila willistoni, 2705 nucleotides. Its product is annotated as probable beta-hexosaminidase fdl. The transcript is spliced from 5 exons. The coding region runs from base 385 to 2565 and encodes 726 amino acids. Lineage: Eukaryota; Metazoa; Arthropoda; Insecta; Diptera; Drosophilidae. Gene Ontology annotation, cellular component: membrane. Gene Ontology annotation, molecular function: beta-N-acetylhexosaminidase activity. The record is from RefSeq and is a predicted model, not a curated record. Gene Ontology annotation, biological process: ganglioside catabolic process; carbohydrate metabolic process; glycosaminoglycan metabolic process.
AAAAUUAAUCUUAGUAUUAGAAUUAUAAUGAAAAUUUUUGCACGCAUUGGCACUUUAGCAAAUUUAGUAGCUAAAAAUUAAAGAAAAACUAAUCAGAGACGACAACAAACAAAACAAAAAAUGUUACAUUUUAUGUUCGAAUAUCCUGAAAAUUGUUUAAGUACUUAAGUGAGAAUAUCAAAAAACAAAAAUUCAAAAAAUCAAAAAUUUAGUUUUAGUUUUCAACCUUUUUCUUGUAACUCAAAGUCACUUUAAAAAACAAAACAAAACAACCAAACUAAUAAAAGAAACAAAAACAAGUCCAAAACUUUCUUUAGAUGUCUUUUUCUUAGCCCCAUUUUAAGGAUAAUAAGUUAUGACAAAACCAUUCUACUGCUUAUUGUAAUGAUAAACACGGAAUCAAGCCAAAACGGACCCGUGGCUAAAGAAGUGGCGCCAUCACCGCUUAGACAUAUAGCCAGAGAACUUGAAAAUCCUUUGCCAAUGGAACCAGAUGACAAUAAGAUGUCACUGGCCGUCUGUUUGCGGCGCUUUUUAUUGGUUCUGGUCUCUGGAGCGAUUUUCAUUCUAACAGUUUUAUAUUGGAAUCAGGGAGUGAUCAAGACCCAAGCCUACAAUGACGCUUUAGAGAAGCCGAGACAUGGCCAUAAAGAUGGUGCAGCAUUUGCCAUACCCAUUGAGAAAACUUGGACCUACAAAUGUGAGAACGAUCGUUGCAUUCGUCUGCCGUUUAAUCCCAAUGCUAAUGGCAAUGGCAAGGGACAGAAACGUAUAUCAUUCAUCUCAUGCUCCAUGACCUGUGGGGAUAUUAAUAUUUGGCCUCAUCCUACUAUUAAAUCACUGCUGAGUUCUCAUACUCUACGCUUCACAACGGAUGAUGUCCAACUCAAUUUGGAUACACCGCACCGCGAGGUGCAUAAACUUUUGCAAGUGGCCUUCGAUUGGUUUGUCAAGGACUUAAGACAAAUUCAGAGAUUAGAUAUUAGUAACUCUGCCUCAAGUAUAUCAGCUGCUGCUGUUGCUGGUGGUGCUGGCGGCGCUGCUGCUGAUACAGUGCCUGCCAGUGGGGAAUCUGUAAUACGGCGCUCCCAAUUAGAUGGGGAAAAUCAGAGAUCCUCAAUUUUUGGCUAUACAUUUAGCUUGGAAAAACAAGCGGGCGAUGUGGACAGCUUGGAAAUCAAAAUAAGCGUACAAAAAUCAGGGGAUAUUAACUUUAAUAUGGAUAAUGAUGAAAGUUAUCAACUGAAAACUACAUUGGAAAAGCGACGACUUUUGGCUCAUAUAACAGCGCAUAGCUAUUUCGGAGCACGUCAUGGCCUUUCUACAUUGCAGCAGAUCAUCUGGUACGAUGAUGAGGAUCAUCUGUUGCACACCUAUGCCAAGAGUGUUAUAAGUGAUGCACCAAAAUUUCGUUAUCGUGGCCUUAUGUUGGACACUUCGCGGCAUUUCUUCUCAGUGGAAUCGAUUAAGCGUACCAUUUCGGCCAUGGGUUUGGCUAAAUUGAAUCGUUUCCAUUGGCAUUUGACAGAUGCUCAGAGUUUUCCUUACAUUUCCCGUUACUAUCCCGAGAUGGCGGAAUAUGGUGCCUAUUCGGAGAGUGAAACGUAUACGGAGCAAGAUGUGAGAGAGAUAACAGAAUUUGCCAAAAUCUAUGGUGUACAAGUAAUCCCGGAAAUUGAUGCUCCUGCCCAUGCGGGCAAUGGUUGGGAUUGGGGCCCCAAACGGGGACUCGGCGAAUUGGCCUUGUGCAUUAAUCAACAGCCAUGGAGUUUCUAUUGCGGUGAACCGCCAUGCGGACAAUUGAAUCCGAAGAAUAACCACACCUACCUCAUACUACAGCGACUCUACGAGGAGCUGCUGCAGCUAACUGGGCCCACAACGGAUUUUUUCCAUUUGGGCGGCGACGAGGUGAACCUAGAUUGUUGGGCUCAGUAUUUCAAUGAUACGGAUUUACGUGGACUUUGGUGUGAUUUUAUGCUACAGACCAUGGCCAGAUUAAAGUUAGCCAAUGGUGGCCAAGUGCCUAAAUAUUUGGCCGUAUGGUCGAGCGCCUUGACCAAUACCAAAUGUCUUCCAAAUAGUCAAUUCACUGUUCAAGUCUGGAGCGGCACGUGGCAAGAGAAUCACAAUCUACUCGAUAAUGGUUACAAUGUGAUAUUCUCUCAUGUGGAUGCCUGGUAUUUGGAUUGCGGUUUCGGUAGUUGGCGUGCCACAGGAGAUGCGGCUUGUUCACCAUAUCGCACCUGGCAGAAUAUCUACAAACAUCGGCCAUGGGAACGCAUGCGUCUGGACAAGAAGAGGCGAAAACAGAUUCUUGGAGGCGAGGCUUGCAUGUGGACAGAACAAGUCGAUGAGCAUCAAUUGGAUAAUCGACUGUGGCCUCGAACUGGUGGUCUGGCCGAACGUUUAUGGUCCGAUCCGAAUGAUGAUCAUGAUUUUGAUAUAGUACCGCCGGAAGUAUUUCGACGAAUCUCAAUAUUUCGCAAUCGUCUGGUCGAAUUGGGCAUUAAAGCUGAGGCUCUAUUUCCAAAAUAUUGUGCGCAGAAUCCAGGCGAAUGCAUUUGAUAUUAUAUUUAAGCAGGCUCAUUGUCGCCGCCUUCCUAAACCUGCAAAAAAAAAGAAGAACAAAAAAAUGACCUCUCGCUCCCCUUCCCAAAAAAAAAAAAAAUAAAACCCAAAUGAGCGUUAGUUAGUUAUUAGUAUAA